This is a messenger RNA of Cajanus cajan (pigeon pea), 1474 nucleotides long. The record is from RefSeq and is a predicted model, not a curated record. Lineage: Eukaryota; Viridiplantae; Streptophyta; Magnoliopsida; Fabales; Fabaceae.
AAAGAGAGUACUAAGAGAAGGCCUUGUUGCAUAGGGAGCAUUUGUCGCUGAGUUUCGGCGCGUCGGAGAGAGCAGUUUUGACAGCGGAGACGCUGCCGCUGUUGCCGCCACAAGCGAGGUACUCUUCCUCAACCACGCCAAACGCUAGUCCACGGGUGGAAGUACGGUGGAGUGGUUUGGGUUCGUUGCAGGGUGGAACGACCGUUUCUUCGCGACUGGUUUCACAAAAAAUAAGCCAGCAAAUCACUUUUGUUGGAGCGAAGAGGGGGCAGGUAUUCUGGAUCCGAUUUUUGAAUUGGAGUUGGCAGCUGUGGAUGCUUUGUUUUCUAUGAUCAAUCUAUGUUUGGCGGCAGAGUAAGGUGGUUGGGCUUCUCGGAGCGAUUCAAGUUUUUGACAACCUCAUUCUCCACCAAUGCCAAGACCAGUUACUCCUUUUGUACUUCAGCCAAGAACAACAACACCAACAAGAAAAACAAUUACAUCGCCGAUGAAAGGUAUCGUCAACUGGAGAAUCUUGACAUGAUGACCGCCGCAAAGAUUCUUUUCACUGAUCCCCCUAAGAAGAAGAAGUUUGGGUUUGAUUUCCAUCUUGUACAGUUUUUUUUUGCCUGCUUGCCUUCCUUGGCUGUGUAUUUGGUGGCUCAGUAUGCUCAUUACGAAAUGAGAAAAAUGGAGGUGGAUGUGGCGCAGAAAAGGAAGCUGAAAGAAGAAGAAGAAGCAAAGGAAAGAGAAAAGGAAAGGGAACUAAAUCCUCCUGAGGAAAAAUCUGAUCCGCAGCUUUCAGAGGUGAAAGUGAGACUUGAGAAACUGGAAGAGGUUGUGAAGGAGAUUGUGGUUGAAACAAAGAAACAAUCAAGCAGCAACCUAGCCAAAAACCAGGUUACCAUUGAUGAGAAAAAACACUCAAAUUCCCCUGCACCAAGGAACACAAGUACCCCUGAUUCUGCAUCAAAUAAAGCUGUAGAUGAAGACAAUCUUGGUAAGCAUAAUUCUCUCAAGUCAAAGCCAGAAUUACAUGAAGAGAGCAAGGAUUCAGUUGCAACCGCAAAUUCUGCUCCUCAGGAUCCCAAAGGCCAGAAUCAAAGUGGAGGGGCUUCUUAAGAAGGGAGCAGCUACAGUAAUUACACGGGGUAAGAUUGCGAUCUUGAAGUGGUUGUCAAAUGCCCAUGUGGAUAAAUAAGGGUUUAGGUAGUCAAGGGAAGUGGUGUCAAUUUCAAACUGGGUUUUAGGCUUUGGAGAUUUGGAAUUGAAUCCUCUUGGACCAACACUUGGGUGAGAACUGAGAACCAACACUGAACCAAAAUUUAGUCAGCUCUGUCUUCAGUUCCUAUGUGUUAAUUGAAACCGAAACCAGAGCAUUUUUUACUUUUGUUUGUGGCAACAGCUCUGAACUCUUGUCUAUGGUUGUGAUUGCAAACAGGUAAAAAGUUCAGUGUGUCAGUUCCAUGACCCUUUUUGUUGGUUUUUACUUUCA